GGGAGAAUUGACAUUUCAAAGAUGGCGGCGAGCGCAGCGCAGAAAGUUCAAGAAAUCCGAGAAGUAACUAGAAUAGAGCGUAUUGGUGCACACUCUCACAUACGAGGGCUUGGUCUAGAUGAUGCUUUAGAUGCCAGAAAUGUUUCUCAGGGAAUGGUUGGCCAAGUGACAGCCAGAAGAGCAGCUGGUAUAAUUCUAGAGAUGAUCAAGGAUGGGAAGAUAGCUGGUAGAGCUUGCCUAAUUGCUGGUCAACCUGGCACUGGUAAAACAGCCAUCGCUAUGGGUAUGGCUCAAGCACUGGGACAAGAUACCCCAUUCACUGCAAUGGCUGGAAGUGAAAUAUUCUCCCUUGAGAUGAGCAAGACUGAGGCCCUCACACAAGCUUUCAGGAAAUCUAUAGGAGUUCGGAUCAAAGAAGAGACUGAGAUAAUAGAGGGGGAGGUAGUGGAGAUCCAAAUAGAUAGACCAGCUGCAGGAACAGGUGCCAAAGUAGGAAAGCUUACUCUGAAGACAACAGAAAUGGAAACAAUAUAUGAUCUUGGCCAAAAAAUGAUAGAAUCUCUAACCAAAGAAAAAGUACAAGCAGGAGACAUAAUCACCAUAGACAAAGCCACGGGAAAAAUAACAAGACUUGGUCGAUCUUUCACUAGAGCCAGAGACUACGAUGCCAUGGGUCCCCAAACAAAGUUUGUUCAGUGUCCAGAGGGAGAGCUACAGAAGCGCAAGGAGGUUGUACAUACAGUCAGCUUACAUGAGAUAGAUGUGAUCAACAGUAGAACACAAGGCUUCCUAGCUCUAUUCUCUGGUGACACUGGUGAGAUCAAAUCUGAAGUCAGGGAACAGAUCAAUGCUAAAGUAGCAGAGUGGAGGGAAGAAGGCAAAGCUGAGAUAGUCCCAGGGGUGUUGUUCAUAGAUGAGGUUCACAUGUUAGACAUUGAGUGCUUCUCCUAUUUGAACAGAGCCCUAGAGACUGACAUGGCACCUGUCCUUAUUAUGGCCACCAACAGGGGUAUCACACGGAUCCGUGGUACCAACUACCAAAGUCCCCAUGGUAUCCCUAUAGAUCUACUAGACAGACUGCUCAUCAUUGCAACAACUCCUUAUGAAGAAAAAGAAGUGAAACAGAUUUUAAAAAUAAGAUGUGAGGAGGAAGAUGUUGAGAUGUCAGAUGAUGCCCUUACUGUGUUAACACGUAUUGGCAUGGAAACAUCCCUCAGAUAUUCCAUACAAAUCAUCACCUCUGCUAACUUAGUGUGUAGGAAAAGAAAGGGAGCUGAAGUAAAUGUUGAUGAUAUAAAAAGGGUGUAUGCUCUAUUUCUUGAUGAGUCCCGCUCUACCCAGUUCCUGAAAGAAUACCAACAAGAAUUUAUGUUCAAUGAACUAGGAGGAGAUAAAGAAGAAAUGGACGUCAGUUGAGAGACAGAAAUAGACUGAAAUAUACGUGAAACAGAUCAGUGAAAUAGACACCUAUUAGCAUUCCAGCCAGUUUAAGCACAACUUCACUUACAUAGGACUCCGUUUAUAAGCCUCUUAUAGAAAACCAUGUAGUGUAAAAUGCUAGAUUCAACAUACUUAUUGGAAAUAAAUGUUUAGCUUUUCACAUGAAUCAACCCUAUGGAAUUUCCUACACUACAUAAGUUGUGCUAAGCCAUAAUGUGGCUUUGCAUGAACAUUCUUUUUAUAGGCAUUAAAGAUACAGUAGAGAGUCAUUCAUUGGAAAUGAUAGAUAAAAUGUGGUUUUGUUUGUACCAGACAUGUACCAAGGUUCCUUUGUAUAAAAUCAUCACCAAUUUUUGUGGUCAAAAUAAUAUUUAUUUUAGGGUCAAAAUGUCACUUUCAUUUCCAACCACAAACUACUCCUGAAGUUGUUUUUCAAUUUUUUAAACUAAAUUGUAUAUUUGUCUUAGACUGUGUGUGAUUAUUUUUUGAUUGUAUUAAACCAGUAUCCAGUGUUAUUUUGCUGGAAUCUAGUUGGAUGUGUUUUCGAUUGUAGUGGUAGAGUGAACUUUGCGCUAAAAUCUAGUGGGAUGCACUGAAGUAAAAUUAACUAUAUUUUUUCAUAAUGGAUUUUGUUAUUGUAAUCAAAUAUACCCCAAGUAUGCAAAAUAAAAACAAUAUUACAAUAAAUCAAAUUCACCGUGUUGCUGUAGUUCCUUUCUGAAAACUGGAAGAUGUUUAUUGAAUGCAGGGCCAUGGUGUAAGGGG
Owenia fusiformis is the source of this 2205-nucleotide messenger RNA. The record is from the annotation of a GenBank genome assembly. NCBI's taxonomy places the organism in Eukaryota, Metazoa, Annelida, Polychaeta, Sabellida, Oweniidae.